Rotaria sp. Silwood2 is the source of this 318-nucleotide messenger RNA. Lineage: Eukaryota; Metazoa; Rotifera; Eurotatoria; Philodinida; Philodinidae. The record is from the annotation of a GenBank genome assembly.
AUGUGUAUGAAAUAUGAAUCAUAUUUGAAAGUAUUAAAAGAAUCGUUGUAUUGGUUUAGAAAUUUAUCAUCAUCAACAAUUAAUAAUUUCGUUGAAAUUGAUGCUGAAAAUCUUGCCAAAAUUGUAACCGGUUUAGACGAUAGUUUAUUAUUAUUUCAAGAAAUAAAACAAUUAACACCAGCAAUUACUCAAUGUCAUAAUAUCAGUAAAGUUGAUAACAUGUUUAUGCUUAAAAAUUGUUGUAAAUUUUAUGCUCGUGCUUGUUUAUUGUAUCAAUUCAUUUUGACGCUGCCUAUCAUGGUGUCUAGCAAUGAAUGA